UCGGACGCAGACAUUUUGGAUCCUGGCAGAAGAGCUGGAAACGGCGGGGACCACUACCAAGUCAGGCCGCACCGCCCCGGAACGUGAGCGCAAAAGAGCUCCCGUGGGAGCGACAAAGGCAAGCGGCGGGGCGAUCCGCGAGCCUCCUCUCGGCAGAACAAGCUUUCAAAGAGUGGCCCACCGCCCUGCCCUCAUCUGAGAUGGCGGCUCCGCGGGCGCUCUAGCCGGCGCCUCUCCAAUUCCCAGAGGGGGCGGCGGCCUCGCCACUGGCUCUGAGGCGGCUGCAACGCCGGUCGCCACGAGCGUGGGUUCUGCCCCGGCCCUUGGUGGCCUCGCGUACGUGGACGUGGGGGUCUCGGGCCUCUCCCCUUCCCCAGCCGGAUCCCCGGCCUCGCGGCCGCCUCAGCCGCAGCCGCUCCGGGCGCCGCCCCGCGCCGGCCGGCUGUAACCGCGCCUCGGGCCGGACGAUGCCCAAGAAGCUGCUGCUGCUGCCCCCGCUCUCGGCGUCCUCGACUCUCCGCGCCCCGCGAGCCAGCCCCGCCGCCCGCCCGGCCAUGAACGCCGCCCGCACCGGCUACCGGGUCUUCUCGGCCAACUCCACGGCCGCCUGCACCGAGCUGGCCAAGCGCAUAACCGAGCGUCUUGGUGCGGAAUUGGGGAAAUCUGUGGUCUAUCAAGAGACCAAUGGAGAAACAAGAGUUGAAAUAAAAGAAUCUGUUCGUGGCCAAGAUAUUUUCAUUAUACAAACAAUACCCAGAGAUGUGAAUACCGCCGUGAUGGAGUUACUGAUCAUGGCUUAUGCGCUGAAGACGGCCUGUGCCAGGAACAUUAUCGGAGUCAUCCCCUACUUCCCCUACAGCAAGCAGAGCAAGAUGAGGAAGAGGGGCUCCAUUGUGUGCAAGCUCCUGGCGUCCAUGCUGGCGAAAGCAGGUUUAACUCACAUUAUCACUAUGGAUCUUCAUCAAAAGGAAAUACAAGGCUUUUUCAGCUUUCCUGUGGACAACCUUAGAGCCUCACCUUUCCUGCUUCAGUAUAUCCAGGAAGAAAUCCCAAAUUACAGGAAUGCAGUCAUUGUAGCGAAGUCUCCUGAUGCGGCCAAAAGGGCGCAGUCAUAUGCGGAGAGACUCCGUCUGGGGUUGGCUGUAAUCCACGGAGAAGCCCAGUGUACAGAGUUGGACAUGGAUGAUGGUCGUCAUUCUCCCCCGAUGGUCAAAAAUGCCACCGUCCACCCGGGCCUGGAGUUGCCGUUGAUGAUGGCCAAAGAGAAGCCACCGAUAACUGUAGUCGGAGAUGUUGGCGGGCGCAUCGCAAUCAUAGUGGAUGACAUAAUCGAUGAUGUGGAAAGUUUUGUCGCUGCGGCGGAGAUCCUGAAAGAGAGAGGCGCGUACAAGAUCUAUGUCAUGGCCACUCACGGCAUCCUGUCUGCAGAGGCCCCCCGCCUGAUCGAGGAGUCCUCCGUUGACGAGGUGGUGGUGACGAAUACCGUCCCUCACGAGGUGCAGAAGCUGCAGUGUCCCAAGAUAAAGACCGUGGAUAUCAGCCUGAUCCUUUCUGAAGCGAUUCGGAGAAUCCACAACGGAGAAUCCAUGGCCUACCUUUUCCGCAACAUCGCUGUGGACGACUAGCUACCACGGUCGCCCGGACCGCGGGGCCCCUGCGGACAACGGGGGGAAAGCGGGGCCGUCGACGUCCAUGCCCGCGUUUCCUUCCAGGGGAGGACCGCAAGCAGCCUGGAGCCAUGUAGUCUGUCUUGCCAAGUUCGGGAGGUAGGAGGCAUUGAGCUGGUCAAGGGGAGGACAGAGCUCCUGGAUAAAUGGCCUUAACGUCCGCUGCCCUCAUCCCGUUCCUUAAACACAAGCUACGCUUUCCUGAAAAGAAGCUCCGAAUCUUACACAGAUGGGAAAGGAGUUGAAGGCAGGUAAGGUCUCAACUCCGUAACUGGCGGUCGGCACCGCGGGGAGCUGCGCGUGUCGGUGCGGAGCUUGGUUAGGGGAGCCGAGCGCCCGGCACCGUUUUCCAUCCUAGCUGGCCUCUCCCCGUCCGACCUCACAGAAGCCUUUCGUAGAAAACCCUCUUUUUCUGUGAGAGGCUGCUGGGCCUCCGGCCGCUGAACAACGAAGCGUGUGUGGCACGACCCCUAGCAAGGAGGUCCGAUUAGAGAGUAGCAUCCCGUCUCUGGAUACCUGCGUUGCUCUUCAACUGCAAAUAAAAGUAUUUGUGCUCUU
Neofelis nebulosa (Clouded leopard) is the source of this 2225-nucleotide messenger RNA. It is a transcript of the gene PRPSAP1, whose product is annotated as phosphoribosyl pyrophosphate synthetase associated protein 1. Lineage: Eukaryota; Metazoa; Chordata; Mammalia; Carnivora; Felidae. Gene Ontology annotation, biological process: purine nucleotide biosynthetic process; 5-phosphoribose 1-diphosphate biosynthetic process. The record is from RefSeq and is a predicted model, not a curated record. Gene Ontology annotation, molecular function: ribose phosphate diphosphokinase activity; magnesium ion binding. Gene Ontology annotation, cellular component: ribose phosphate diphosphokinase complex; cytoplasm. The transcript has 10 exons. The coding region runs from base 468 to 1625 and encodes 385 amino acids.